CAUGAUCAACUUUCUAGCACAAAGAUAUAUAACAUUUCUUCAACACUCACUCACUCCAAUUCUUUUGUAUGUCAAGGAUGAUGGAGCCACUAACUCUUGGAAGAGUGAUAGGAGAGGUUGUGGACAUCUUCACCCCAACUGUGAACCUGAAUGUAGUUUACAACCCAAACAGACAAGUUGCUAAUGGACAUGAGCUCAUGCCUUCUGUCAUUGCUGCUAAACCUCGCGUCGAGAUCGGAGGUGAAGAUAUGAGGACUGCUUAUACCUUAAUAAUGACAGACCCAGAUUUUCCAAGCCCCAGCGAACCAUACCUGAGAGAACAUCUCCACUGGAUGGUCACAGACAUUCCUGGCACCACUGAUGUCUCAUUUGGAAAAGAGAUUGUCGAGUAUGAAAUUCCACGGCCGGUCGUAGGCAUUCACAGGUACGUAUUCCUGCUAUUCAAGCAGAGAGGAAGACAAACAGUGAGAGCUCCAGCUUCCAGAGACAAUUUCAAUACCAGAAUAUUCUCGCAGGAGAAUGGUCUCGGGCUGCCUGUGGCUGCCGUCUACUUCAAUGCACAACGGGCAACUGCUGCUAGAAGAAGAUGUUGAUAACUUAGUACUGGAUUAACAUCAAUAAAAUUAAAAAUAUCAUAUAAAAAGAUUGAAGUUUUGUAUCUCCUGCUGUGCUGGUCUUCCCUAAAGCGUGGAGAGAGAGAGAGAGAGAAUAUGCAACUAUGCAUAUGAUCGUACGUACUAGGGUUUGUUAUUAUGUACGUACGUUGGCAACUGUUUAUUUAGUUGUACCAGGUAUUUGGGACAGUGGUAGGUCCCGUCGGUCAUUUUUUUUGUCUUCUGUUGAUUGUUGAUUGGUGUUUGGUGAUUCGGUUCAUGUAGCUAGGCAUCAUAGCUAAGUUACGUGUCGCCGUGCUAUUGCAACGUGGCAUGCUUAUCUGAGAAUAUAAUUCUUCUAGCGUUACUUCAAAC
Messenger RNA from Malus domestica (apple), 968 nucleotides. RefSeq names its product CEN-like protein 1. The record is from RefSeq and is a predicted model, not a curated record. Lineage: Eukaryota; Viridiplantae; Streptophyta; Magnoliopsida; Rosales; Rosaceae. Gene Ontology annotation, biological process: flower development; vegetative to reproductive phase transition of meristem.